Messenger RNA from Penicillium verhagenii, 3267 nucleotides. RefSeq lists its product as uncharacterized. NCBI's taxonomy places the organism in Eukaryota, Fungi, Ascomycota, Eurotiomycetes, Eurotiales, Aspergillaceae. The record is from RefSeq and is a predicted model, not a curated record. Gene Ontology annotation, molecular function: amino acid transmembrane transporter activity. The coding region runs from base 1 to 3267 and encodes 1088 amino acids. Gene Ontology annotation, cellular component: membrane. The transcript is spliced from 25 exons. Gene Ontology annotation, biological process: amino acid transmembrane transport.
AUGAUUCAAGACGAAAAGAAAGUCCUAGCUUACAAUGAUACCAAUGAAGUGCCCAUUGCUGUUGGCGCCGUUGAAAAUACAAGCAGCAAUCAUGGUCUUCAGCGACAACUGAAGCCGCGUCACCUCCAAAUGAUUGCCAUUGGAGGUGUGAUUGGAACGGGUCUCUUCUUAGGCACUGGAGGCGAUCUUGAAAAUGGAGGCCCCGCUGGAUUGCUUCUUGGAUACUGUAUCAUGGCUUCUCUUUUGUACUCGGUGAUGGUGGCUUUGGGCGAAAUGACCUCUCAAUUUCCCAUCCCGGGAGGCCAGUUUGCGCUUGCGGGCCGAUUCAAUUCACCCGAGCUGGGAUUUGCGAUGGGUGUACUAUUCUGGUUCAAUUAUAUUGUCGUCCUUCCGGCAGAGAUAUCCGCGGCUGCUGUUCUUAUUACAUACUGGACCCCAGCAGGACUUACAGAUUCCACAUGUACAUCUGGAAUUUGUAACAAUGCAAUGUGGGUAGGAUUGAUGUUGAUAGUAGUGUAUCUUGUGAAUUUGGCAGGAACUCGCGUUUUUGGCGAAAUGGAGUUUUAUUUUUGUUCUAUCAAGGUUAUCACAAUCCUCGGCCUGAUCAUCACUGGGAUCAUCAUUAGUGCCGGUGGUGGUCCCAACCACGAAGCUAUUGGGUUCAAAUUUUGGAAAGAGACUGGUGGAUUUGUUCAAUAUGAUGGGAUUGGAGGUGCCAAAGGACGUUUUCUUGGCUUUUUCAGCGUUCUCAUAAAUGCUGCAUUUGCAUUCAUCGGCACAGAAAUUACUGCAAUUGCAGCUGCAGAGACUGCUGAUCCCCGAAGAAAUGUGCCACGGGCAAUUAAGAGUGUCUGGAUCAGACUUGUUUUGUUCUAUCUCUGCAGUGCCUUUAUGGUCGGUCUACUUGUCUCUCCGACCGACUCAUCACUUAAUCUCUCCUCAACUGCGGCAAAGAGUCCAUUUGUCAUUGCAAUUGAGAAUGCGGGAAUUUCUGUCUUGCCAUCUGUUAUCAAUGCGGCCAUCCUAACUAGUGCUUGGUCUGCAGGAACCGCGGAUCUUUUUGUUUCUACGCGCACAUUAUAUGGACUUGCCGCACGAGGCCAUGCCCCAAGAAUAUUCCUCAAGACACGAAAAGACGGAUUUCCUUGGGUUUGUUUCAUUUUCUGUGGUGCAUUUGCAUUGCUGUCUUUUAUGGCUGCUGCUAAGGGCAAGGCGGGAACGGUUUUUGGCUACUUUUCAAACAUGACGGCGAUGUGUGGAAUGAUUUCAUGGACUGGUAUUCUCUGGACAAGCAUUCGAUGGAACAAAGGUCUUAAGACACAGGGAUUGGACCGCAAAAAUUUACCCUACAGGGCACCUUUCCAGCCUUAUCUUUCAUAUUAUGGAAUGACAAUUUGUAUCAUGGUUAUCAUCUUUGGUGGUUUUGGUUCCUUCAUUCAUACGUUCAACACCUCGACAUUUAUCACCACCUAUUUCCCAGUGCCUCUGUUUGCAGGGUUGUUUUUCGGCUACAAGUUCUGUAAGAAGUCUAAGAUGGUCAGCUACAUGGACAUGGACUUUUUUUCUGGAUCUUCCAUUGAAGUGACAAGUGGCGAGCCGAAGAACGGGACAAGUCCAAGUAAUUUGGCACAACUGGUCGUGGAUCUUCACAGCCGAGUCAUCAAACAUGAGACACGAAUCCUUGAACUUGAGAAGGCCCAAUUCGAGAAGCCGGUUACACCUGUCGAUUUGAUCAGCCCUCCAGUCCCAAGUGAAUAUGUGAAACGCGCCGAAGAUAUGCCAACUGUGUCACCGAGUCAAACAAGCACAACUAUGCCUGGCAUGGAUGGGAUUAAUCUAGGCCCCCCGAUUGCAACACUUCGCUCUCUAAAAGAAUUAUCAAAGCAUGACGAUGUAGAUUCCAAUGUGGUUACUCAUCAAAAUUUCAACGAGCUCACAAAGUUACUGGAUAAAGCGGUAUCUCGAUUGCUUCUCCGACCGACACCUUCGGAUGUGACACUAGAUGCGAUCCGUGUGCUUUUAUUAUACGCACAAUGGAUGCCUUGCACUCGAGAGGAAGAGGAAGAAUCUGAAAACGGUGGUUCCGUCUCGCGGUUUCCCAGAACCCGAUAUAACGAAAUAAGUGCCGGUGCCGUUUUGGGGUUAGCAAUGCGAUAUGCUCAUUUGGUGGGCUUGAAUCACUCAGCUAUGGCUCCAUUUGACAAAAGUGGAAAGAAGAUAUCAGCAGAACGCGUUGAGAGAUUACGUGUUUACUACAACUUGUUAACGUGCAACUUUAACCUCAUGUUGACAUCUGGCUUUCCCGCGUCUGUGGAUUUUGACCGGGAGAUAUCCGUAAGAAUGGCCCAAGCAUUCUGCUCACAUGAACAGUCCCAAUAUCCGGGCGACAUUCGGGUCGCUGGACUUGUCGAGCUUGUGGCAGUCGUGAAUGAUGCGAUGCGCAAUUCUGGAGAUGCUACAGGUCGUCAAAUUGGCCUAGCUCGCCUGUUAAAACUCAACGAGGAGCUAGUUGAGUGGGAAAGAGCCUGGUUUGUUCGUUUGGAGAGCACAGGGUUGAGACAUAACCAGCUACCCUUUAAUUCCAUCAGAUGGUAUCGGCUAUCUUUGAAUAGUGCUUCCUUGACACCACUUUUAUCUGUAGAAACCAAGCUUCCAGAUGAGUCGCUGUUGACAUCUUUACAUCAAAUACUCAAGAUAAGCCUUACCUCGGCUGCGCAGAUGAUACUUUCAUUGUCAAUCUUUGGAGCAGAAUUUGUUUGGGACCUUGAUUCACAAGACAAAUCUACAUUUCCCAAUGACUCUUAUCAUGUCGACUCUCGUUCAAUCGACCGCCUGUUCUGUGCCGUUGAUUCUACAUGGAUUUCACAUACAUUUGCGAUAACAUUUUUAGCCCUUUGCUACAUCAGGGGCAUUAUUGAUGAAAAUCUUCAAAUCAGAACGUUUCACAAUUCUCUGGUGAUUUCAAGACGUCUUCCCAAGGGCUCAAACUCCAUUCUCGCAAAGCUACUUCAUCUUGCAAUUGAAAUAUUUGACGGUGUCUGUUCAAUCGCCAGUUUUCAUACUGCACGUGACUUCCAGGGAACUGUUCAUUAUGCUUCGUCUCUUGUGCUUGAUUCUUGUGAUGAAGAGAAUGGAAAUGAUCAAGGGGUCAACAAUGACGCUUUCCAAUCAUUGCUGGAGAUGAUGAAUGAUUCGGGAGUUGAUUGGGCGGGAAACCUUCUCGAGGGGCUUGAGUAUCCUUCGGAUUGGAACAUCGGGAGUAUAUAG